Messenger RNA from Amyelois transitella, 1496 nucleotides. RefSeq names its product U11/U12 small nuclear ribonucleoprotein 48 kDa protein. The transcript is spliced from 6 exons. Lineage: Eukaryota; Metazoa; Arthropoda; Insecta; Lepidoptera; Pyralidae. The coding region runs from base 93 to 1421 and encodes 442 amino acids. The record is from RefSeq and is a predicted model, not a curated record.
UAAAAAGAAAAAGUAAAAUGUCAAAAAAGUAGGUGUACAAUCAUGUAAACGACUUGAUAAUUUAUAAAUGUUCCUUAUUUUUAUGCAAUAAAAUGGAGAUAAGAGAAAAGGAAUUAUGCAAAUUGAAAGAUUUCACACAAAGUGUAGAGGCAGAAGUAACUAUGUUGCUGCAAAGUCUGCAGUGGGACAGAAAAUUGAUUUUGGAGGGAAACUCUACGGCACCCUGCCAAUAUGAUGCUAACCAUAGAAUGCCAAAAGAUAAACUGGAAACACAUGAAACGCACUGUGCUCUACGUAACCUAGGUUAUGGAGAAAAUGAUGAAUUACUGCCAGACCCACCUGACAACGAGGCCCACACUUUAGUGAAACUAAGUAAUACUGAAAUACAGCAAAUAAUCAAUGAAGCUUCUAAAGGAGACCCACUUUUCAAAAAAGGAGUAGGUGGUGUGAGUCACCAGCCGCUGUCCUUGUCACGGCUGCAACUGGUGUACACAGCAGACGAGAGGCGGGCCCUGCAUGAUGCCGUGGUCGCCGCAGUGCCAUCCUGCCAUGAUCUGGGUGACUUGGCUUUGGCUAGCACUUCUAAAGGCGCGGAGCCUGGUAGCGCAGUUAAGUCCCGCGUGGAGAUUCUGGCCGAGCUGCGGGACAUGAAGCGCAGGCGCACCAAGUACCGCGUCGCCGCGAAGACCAGAAACUACUCCGAUGUUCUCCGGGACGUCAUCAAAACACAGAUGGAAUCAUACACCGAAGCCAUUUCAAGUACUUCUACUAAAGAUAUAGUAAAUGCAAAGUAUAGUCAAAAUGUUGAUUCUGACCAUGAGAGAAAUAAUUAUAGAAGUUCUUCAAAGUGUAUGAAAUUUGAUGGUGUCAGAAUAAGUGAUGGCAAAUCUGAGAAUUCAGAUGUUGACAAAAGACUUGAAGACAGAAGAUACAGAUAUAACGGCAGAAAGGAAUCAUCCAGCAGAUAUGAAAAUCGGCACGAAAGAGCAAAUAGCAGUAAUAGACAUGAAAGUAAUAGACAGAUCUGUAGAGAUGAACCAAGUGAAAGAUAUACAAGCAGAAGUAAACAUGGAAACAGCUUUGAAAAAAGGAGACAUGAUAAUGAAGGCAACGCUAGAAAUGAAGAAAAACAUGCUCAUAUAUCUAACGAAAGAAAUGAUGAUUUCGAUAAAUUAGACAAACCAAAGUCGCACGAUUAUGGCCAUGAUAGAUAUAAAUAUGAUCAUUAUAAGAAGGAUAAGGUAAAAGUGGAACCAAGAAAACGAAGUAGGAAAUCAAUGUCUAGAAGCGAUUUCAAAAGGCACCGCAACAGUAGAUCCAAAUCUCGGGAAAGUCGAAAAAGGAAACGUGGAGACAAAGAUAAUAAAAGAUAUGGCUGUGAAAAGAGCGAUGUACAACAUAAGCGGUAUUAUGACUUUUAAAAGGCGGGUUGCUAAGAUUUUAGACCCGGUGCUGAGUAGUAGUUUGGUGUUACUAUGAGACAAUGUUUGGAUGAU